Messenger RNA from Perca fluviatilis (European perch), 2493 nucleotides. RefSeq names its product tumor necrosis factor receptor superfamily member 11B-like. Lineage: Eukaryota; Metazoa; Chordata; Actinopteri; Perciformes; Percidae. The coding region runs from base 316 to 1551 and encodes 411 amino acids. The record is from RefSeq and is a predicted model, not a curated record. The transcript has 8 exons. Gene Ontology annotation, molecular function: protein binding.
AUGACGCAAGGGCCCCGCCUCCCCCUCGUGUGUCAUGUUUACAACUUCGAUGAGGAAGAUGAAGCGGAACUAUUCUUCUAGUCACGCAAAUAGAAAAAAAACACAGCAAUCAGGUGUUUUAUGAGCUACAGGCGCUCAUGAUCAAGGGAAAUCCAAACCUGUGACCUCACUCUUUUGCCUGAGAUGCUGAUGCAUAGCUACUUUCCUGCCCCAUCUUUCCUGUGUGGCCCACAUCGCCUUCAAGCCCCAUCUCUCCUGACACUCCUGGGGAAGAAGAGAAAGAAACACAGAGGAUGAGAGGAGGGGAGAGCGAGGAUGAAGAAUAUAUGGAGAAGAUUUGAGCUCUUCACAGCUUCUCUUUCCUGGGCCUUCCAGCAGCAGGCCGUACCGCCAAAGUACCAGUACCGCGAUCCCGUGACAUCUGACCUCCUGCUGUGCGACCAGUGCCCUCCUGGCACAGCAGUGAAGCGACACUGCACCGCUGCCGCACCCACAGAGUGCCAGGCCUGUCCUGAGAGGCAUUUUGCUGAGAACUGGCACUGGGGGGAUACGUGCCAAUACUGCACCUCGGUUUGCAAAGAGAGACAGCUUGUGAAGCAGCAGUGCAACAGCACUCACGACCAGCUGUGUGAGUGCGCUCCAGGUUUCCACCUAGUGGUGGAGUUCUGCAUCACACACAGUACCUGUCCACCUGGCUAUGGAGUGACAGCUUUAGGUACACCGGUCAGUGACACAGUGUGUGAACGUUGUCCCGCUGGUCAUUUCUCCAGCGGCGACUCCACCACUGAGCCAUGUCAGCCCCUCAGAAACUGCUCCGAUUUGGGCUUGAAGACACUGAGAUGGGGCACGUCCACCUCAGACAGCCUCUGCGGCACUCAGGACAAGACGGCAAUGCUGGAUUGUGCUCAGCCUCACACUUUGUGCCACACUGACGUGACCUUGUGUGAGGAGGCAGUCUUCCAGUCUCUUUCCUCCCUGCGACUGUCCUCGGUGCCCCUGGAGCAGCUGUUAGAGAGUCUCCCCGGGCGUAGUGUGGAUCGUAAGAGCCUGGAGAGACUGAAAAAGGCCUGCUCUCCCCAGCAGCAGGUCCUCCAGCUGCUGCGACUGUGGAGGGAGCAGAACAAAGACCAGGACAAGAUGUACAGCAUCAUACAAGGUGUGAACCACUGUGAGAGGAAAGUCUCUCGCUGCAACGGCCUAAAAAACCUGACCCUAGGUGAUCUCCUGAAGGUAACUAACAGCCUGCCGGGGGUCAGAGUUCAGCAGGAGGAUGUCCGGGCCGUGGUCUCUACUUGCCUGCCCAGGCAGUACAUCCUGCAGCUUCUUCACCUCUGGAAGACUGCAAACUAUGACCUGGAUCUAGCCAAAGGCCUGUCUCACAGUCUGAGGGUGCUACGCAGCCAGGGGGCGCCACGCCAUCUGCUGAAAGUCUUGAAGAAGAUCAGCCGCAUCAUAGGAACCACCUCAGCGCACAAGAUAUAUGAGAAGAUGUUUGUCAGCGUGCUUCACGAUGAGUCCUGUUUUAAGGCUCAUAAGCCAUUAAAUGAAUAGGGAUUUGGGAGGUUCAAAUAGGAACAUAUGGUAUCUAUAGCAUAAACAGACACUAAUGCAUUGUCAGAUAAAGAACACACAAACACAUAAAGACACACCCUUAGUGGAGAAAUGUAUCUGAAAGAGUAACAGACAUUUAAGAUAUCACCAAAUGACAUCAAGCUAUGCAUAAAGUGCCUAACUGUAACACAGGGGCAUGAUGGGAGGGUAGAUUUGUCGCUGUUUCUCUGAUUUUCCAGCCAAACCCUCUGCCAAAAUAAGGCUGUUUUGAUUAUAUGAGGUAACAGGGGAUGCUAAUAAUUCCACCCUCAGUCUACAGUAUGUGUCUGCAGUGAUUAAUCUAAUAAGCCUCAAAAGAAAGAAAGAAAAACUAUCACACAUCUCUGUACUCCAGGCAGGCUGAAAAAGAAAAAAAGGUUUCCUGGGAACUUUAUGACCGGAGUCUGUGAAAAAUGAAAAACUAUUUAAGAUGUAAAUAGCACACUAUUUUAUGAAAGAUAGGCAGGCAGAUGUUGCGUUUUUUAUUAUUAUGCUUUCUCGCUGAUUAAGAGGAAGGAUUUGGUUUCAUAAUGAAAUACAUGUAUUUCCUACAGUUUCCCUUUGUUUGUUGGUUUGUUCUGGACUGCUGGCAAGUAAAGCGCAUCUGAAUUAUUGUUAAAUUGUCAGCUAUAUGAAUGUACAAAGGAGUGCAAUUGUUUUCUAUUUAAAAAAAUAAUUCUACUUUCUGAAUAUGUAAAGGCUUGUUUUUUUUAUUACUAUCAGAAAUACUGGAUUCCAAAUGCUGCAAGUUUGUGAAGUGAUAUUUGUUUUAUAUUUUGUUUUAUCACUUUUAUAUUAUUAAAUGUACGAUCUUUUUGUAUAUAUGCUUGACUGGUCCUCUUUAAGCUCGAAUAACUUGUGAACACUAAGUCAAUUUAUCUGAUUAAAAUCAGUUUGUAAAAA